AUGGCCGACACCGAUGCUCCCAUGGACUGCAACGGCGAGAUCGCCGACGACACCCGCCGCGGCCUCCGUAUCGGUUCCAUCUUCAUCAUCUUGGUUGCAUCUCUCAUUGGUGCCCUAGCCCCCGUCCUUUUGGCUCGCCAGACACGCAUGCACGUUCCCAAGUUCACCUUUUUCGUCUGCAAAUAUGUCGGUACAGGUGUUAUUAUCGCCACUGCAUGGAUGCACUUGCUUGAUCCCGCCAUUGACAACCUCAGCGACGAAUGUGUUGCUGCUCGUGUCCCCGACUAUCCUUGGGCUCUUGCCAUCGGUCUCAUGACCGUCAUGACCAUGUUCCUCGUCGAACUUCUCGUCACCAGCUUCCAGAAGGAUGACGAACACAACACUGGCAACGCUUCCGAUAGCGAGGGCCCUUCGCUGGAUUAUAUUGCCAAGAAGCGCCCCGGCAUCAACACCGCGCCGGAGGAUUGCCCUCAUAGCCCUGAUCUGGAGCAAGCCGCUGGCAUCGACCCCAAGAGCAUCCCCGGCCGUCCCGACGAUGUCAGUUACCCUCCUGGGGGUGAGGAUCAUCUUGCACACGCUCGCACUCACGAAGAAGGUGAGGGCGGUCUUGCCGGCCAGCUCACUGCCAUUUUUGUACUUGAGUUCGGUGUCAUCUUCCACAGCGUGUUUGUUGGUCUGACUCUUGGCACCACCGACAACCUUGUCAUUCUUCUCAUUGUCCUCGUCUUCCACCAAAUGUUUGAGGGUCUUGGUCUCGGAUCCCGUAUUGCUACCGCCCCUUGGCCCAAAUCCAAGCAGUGGCUGCCUUACGUCCUCUGUGUGGGCUUUGCACUCUCUACACCCGUGGGCAUCGCCGCUGGCAUGGGUGCCAAGCCUGCCAAUGCCACCGACCAGAAGCUCACCAACGGUAUCUUUGAUGCCAUCAGUGGCGGUAUUCUCAUGUACACUGGUCUCGUUGAGCUUCUUGCUCACGAGUUCAUGUUCAACCCCCACAUGCGUCGCUCCCCGCUCAAGAUUCAGCUCUUCGGCUUUGGCUGUAUCGCUUUCGGUGCUUUUGUCAUGGCGCUGCUUGCCAAUUGGGCAUAG
Messenger RNA from Beauveria bassiana ARSEF 2860, 1086 nucleotides. RefSeq names its product ZIP zinc/iron transporter. Lineage: Eukaryota; Fungi; Ascomycota; Sordariomycetes; Hypocreales; Cordycipitaceae. Gene Ontology annotation, cellular component: plasma membrane. The transcript has a single exon. Gene Ontology annotation, biological process: zinc ion import across plasma membrane. The record is from RefSeq and is a predicted model, not a curated record. The coding region runs from base 1 to 1086 and encodes 361 amino acids. Gene Ontology annotation, molecular function: low-affinity zinc ion transmembrane transporter activity.